Messenger RNA from Harpegnathos saltator (Jerdon's jumping ant), 3297 nucleotides. It is a transcript of the gene Swt1, whose product is annotated as Swt1 RNA endoribonuclease. Gene Ontology annotation, cellular component: nucleus. Gene Ontology annotation, molecular function: protein binding. NCBI's taxonomy places the organism in Eukaryota, Metazoa, Arthropoda, Insecta, Hymenoptera, Formicidae. Bases 124 to 3060 code for a protein of 978 amino acids. The record is from RefSeq and is a predicted model, not a curated record. The transcript has 12 exons.
UUUUCUAUUUCAUGGUGAUCUGUUUGUAUCGUAGUGUGUUUAUCUUAUGACAAAUCGUUUGUGGGUCUGAUACAAUUGACGAAUAACAUAAUUUAUAACUUGUAGUUCUAUCUAAUAUUCAAUAUGAAAAAGAGUAAACUUCCGAAGAAUUGGAUCAUUGUCAGCUCGAAGAGUCACCCAGAUAGGAUAUAUUACUUUAAUGUAAAAACAAAUAAAUCCACAUGGAAAGAGCCUGUGUUAGAACAAGCUAAUAAUAAGCCCUCAGAACAUAUUAAGAAACGACGUAAAAAUUAUCAUGAAGAAGAAGAACGUUCUAGAGCAAGAACACCUGAAUAUGAUUUUGUUGAAAAUAAAACAUCUCAACAGCAAUCAUUAAAUAAUAGGAAGAUCUCUCAAGUAAAAAGGAAGUCUUCUCAGAAAACAAAGAGGACAGUAGAGGAAAAACAAAAUAAUCAGACAAAUACAAAUCUUGCACAUGCAGAAUUGCCGAUGCAGAAUUUAAGAAAAAAUUUGCAUUAUGGAAUACAAAAAUAUGAAAGAGAUAACUGUUCUAUAAUUGAUAAGAAAUCUUUAAAAAGAGUCGGUAAAACUUUGCCUGUUUCCUGUUUGGAAGAAGAUGAGACACCACAAAUGAAAGCACUACGAGAAAAAAUACUCCAGAAGAAAUUGGCAAAAUCAGCUAUCAAGAAUAACCUUUUGGGUAAAGAACAAGAAUAUAAUUUUACUUCUCCAUCUUUAAGCAAAUUUUUGGAACUGACUAAAGGUAAUGAAACAACUGUUUCAUCACCAAAAGAACAAUACUCAAAAUUGAGAGAAUAUAAUAAUGUAAUUUCAUCCCCAAGAAGCACUUCUUCAACAUGGUCAAGAUAUAACAAAGCAAUUAUAUUUUCAAAUGAAAGUAAUAAUGAAACAACAUUUACACCACAAAUGAAGAUUCUUUGUGAAAAAAUUAAAGAAAAAUCAGGUACCUUUGUUCCAGACAAAAUAUUAAAGAAAGAUUUAAAAGGUGAGCAAGAGCUAAAAAUCACGAAACAAACAUUAGUGAAAACUUCAAGAAAACAAGAGAAGAAUAUACCAAAUAAAAGAAGUGCUGAUUGGAGUAAAUAUGAUGCUAAGCCAAAGCGUAGUUACCAGACAAAGAAAAAUUUGGCACAAGAUCGUAUGCAAAAAUUAAGAGAAAGUUUGCAUCAUGAAAUGCAAAAACAUGAAGACUGUUCUAUAAUUACUGAAAUACCCUCAGAAGGACUCAACAAGAUUUUGCCUGUUUCAUGUUAUAGCAAAAACUUUGAAUCGACAAGCAUUCAUAAGAAUACGGAAGUUCGACUUAAGAGAUUACAUAACAGAGUCUUGAAGGAAACAAUAUAUAAAAGGAAUGCUAAGUUAAAAAAUGACUUACAUGUUCAACAGAAAAGGGAACUAUGUGUCAGUAAUAUGACAAAAGAUAAAUUAAUAGAACGAACGAACCGAGAAGUUUUGUAUGAGGAAAUGGACUGGGAACCAAUGAAAGAUGAAGAAAUUACAUUAGAGGUUGAAGUUGUCAGAGCACAACUUAAUAGUAAAAAUUGCACGAAUGUGUCCAACUGUCCAUCGGAGAAUACCACGGUGUUAACACAGCCGAUAGAAUCACAGGAGAAAGGUCCAUUGUACAUUGUAAUCGAUACAAAUGUAUUUCUGACAAAUCUUGAAAUUAUUGAACAAGCAAGAGAUGUCACCUUCAAGAAUUAUCCACGUCCAUUUAUAGUAAUUCCAUGGACUGUAAUACGUGAAUUGGACUACUUGAAAAGUGACAAAUCUAGAUCUGAAACUUUGCGUACAAAAGCCAGAACAGCUAUAUCAUUUAUUAAUGAACAUUUUGCAUCCAAACAUCCACGUAUCGUAGGCCAAACACGAGAACAAGCAUCAACGAAUAAAGAAGUCUUUUUUCUCGAUUGUCCAGAUGAUGAGGUUCUUCAAUGCUGUUUACAAAUUAAGAACUUAAAAAAAGAUGUGGUUUUACUAUCAUAUGACAAAAAUCUCUGCACUAAAGCAAUGAUACAUUGUAUAACAGCAGUGGGGCGGCAUGAUUCUCUUGAAACAUUAGACAAUUUGAAUACAAGUGACGAAACAGUUAAUCCUCUGAGUAAUAAAGUUACUCAAUGUUCUCUCUUAAGUGAAGAAUUACGUUUUUCAGAUGAAUUUUUCGAAGAUGCAAAAUUAAUCAUGAAAGAUCUUUUUUCAACAAUUAUCGUUAAACAAAUGACAGAGUGUUUUGGAGAAGAAUGGGAGACAUAUGUCAUUAUAAAGCCACCUUGGACUGUAGUGACUGCAUUAAAAUGCAUUGUAAAGCAUUGGAUCGCUGCUAUAAACGGAUCUUUCCAAACAUAUGCUGAGUCUAUUACACGGGAAUUACUUGAAAUCUUCGAACAUUUACCGGUUGGUGGCAGAAAGUUGCAAGACGUGGAAUACGUCUUAGAAAAAUGCAGUGAUCUGAUACAAGCAAUAAAUACAGAUAAGCAUUAUGAGCUUAUGGUACAAUCAUUUAAUGCUAUUAUGGAACUCAAGAAAAAAUGUCUCAAGUGUAUCGUUGAUACAGAUCGGAAAAAAUUACACGACAAAAUAGGUAUUGUAGAGGAUGCUCAAAUACAAGAACAAAGAGCAGAGAAAGUACUUCAGUGCUUUAAGCAAAUUUACAGUUAUGCGCGUGAUCUAUGUGGUUUGGCGGCCCACAUCACAGGAAAAGUUUAUCCUCUCGGCUACAAUCCUAUAAAUCCACCUUUGCCAGAUGUAACUGUAAGACGUUUGCAUCCAGACAUUACCAAAAAAGUGACUGAUUUGUCAUGUAAUUUAAAUAAGUUACUGGAGCAAGCUGAAAAUGAUUCUAUAAAAUAUCAGACAUUGAUCGUUUUGCAGCAAGAUUUGAAUUCAUUUUUAGCUUACAAAGAAAUAGUAACGUUGGAAUUGGAACCUUUGGAUAUAUUUUGCUGUGUCACAUUAAAAGAAGAAGUAUUAAAGUUUGGUUUGAGACAACUACAAGAACUGAGUACACAUUCUCGCGCAUUAUACUUAACUACUUGUACAUAAAUUCACAUGCACCAUAUAAUAUAAUCUUUUUGUUAAACGUAUACGUGUGCGUGUGAUAUGAAAGAGAGAAAGAGAGAGAGAGAGAGAAUAAUAUAUUAACAAAUAACAAUUAUUAAAAAAUUAACAUGUGGUAUUGGACAAAAUAUAGUGGGUGGAAGAAACAAAGCAUAUAUAAACAUUUAAAAAGUAAUACAAGAUAUAUACAGCUUCUAUCCUUUGUUGGAUACACAUAAUUUC